Messenger RNA from Monascus purpureus, 1251 nucleotides. NCBI's taxonomy places the organism in Eukaryota, Fungi, Ascomycota, Eurotiomycetes, Eurotiales, Aspergillaceae. The record is from the annotation of a GenBank genome assembly.
AUGAUUCGUCGGGACUACCUUCUCAAUCUGAUCACUAUCCUGAAGGAGAUGUCGCCUACAAUUGUAACGUGUCUAUCGACAGAGGCGGGAAAGACUCUCGCUGAUGCGGAAGCAGAGAUCAUUCGCGGGUUAGAUUCCAUCCAGUCCGCCUGUUCCGUCGGGCAGGAGAUGGCUGGGAUGUACAACAUGUCUGAGACGACGCAAACAUACACUCUUUCGGAGCCAUUAGGUGUUUGCGUAUCUAUAACCCCGUUUAACUUCCCUUUGAUGAUCCCGCUAUGGUCUAUUCCUUAUGCCCUGAUAACCGGGAAUACGGUGGUUUUGAAACCGUCGGAAAGAGCACCUACCGCGUCAAUGUUGUUGGCAGAUGCAUUUCGCCAGAUCGAAUUACCCCCGGGCGUCUUCAACGUGGUGCACGGCGGUCCGAGUGCUGUGGAUAAACUUCUCGCUCAGCCGAGUGUACAGGCGGUCUCCUUUGUCGGAUCGGAUGCAGCGGCGGAACGGGUCUAUGAACACGCACGAGCGACAAGGAAACGCGUCCAAGCCGAAUGCGGAGGGAAGAACCACGGAAUUAUCCUCGAGGAUGCCAACAUGACUUCUACAUUAUAUGCAAUCGCAGGAAGUGCCUUUGGCGCUGCCGGCCAGCGCUGUAUGGCCAUGAGCGUCGCAGUCUUUGUGGGCGAGACCAAGCAUUGGAUCCAACAGCUUAUCGGCCUUGCAAGUUCCCUAGUCGUGGGCUGCGGAACAGACAAGGAUGUCAACGUCGGGCCGUUAAUUAGCGCCGUUUCCAAACGGAAUGUCUUGGGCAUUAUCGAGCGAGCCGUGGAAGAGGGGGCAACGAUCUUACUAGACGGCAGGGAUGUACAUGUCCCCGGUUAUCCGAACGGGAAUUUCGUAGGGCCGACUAUCCUAACGGAUGUCAAGCCUUACAUGGAGUGUUACCAAACGGAGAUCUUUGGACCGGUGCUGAUCUGCAUGGAGGUUGAUACCAUGGAGGAGGCUAUCGAGCUGAUCAAUGAGAAUAGAUACGGCAAUGGGUGUUCCAUUUUCACAUCCUCUCCACAGAACGUCGCUGCUUUCCAGAGCAGGGUUAAUGUCGGUCAGAUCGGGGUCAAUAUCCCCAUAGUUGCACCAUCGGGCAUGUUUGUCCGAACGAGCAACAAGGAUUCCUUCCUUGGAGACAUGAAUGUUCCGGGAAAAACCUUCUGGCCGUUCUUUACCCGAAUCAAGACAGUGACCGCGCGGUGGUGA